Molecule: messenger RNA, 1992 nt
Organism: Magnolia sinica
Lineage: Eukaryota; Viridiplantae; Streptophyta; Magnoliopsida; Magnoliales; Magnoliaceae
Exons: 2
Coding region: 291-827 (178 amino acids)
Source: RefSeq, a predicted model, not a curated record
UAAGAGAUACACAAACUCCGACGCAGUCCCCAAUAAGAACUCUAGUUCUGUCGACAAGAUUCUCACCACGUGAGAAGACAGUUAAAUCGCUUGUUGAGCCGCUGUCACGCGCGGCAAAAAUAAAAUGGACCCGGACCAUGGAUCAAAUAUUAUUCGACGCUUUGCUUGAACAGAUAUCUCUAGGCCGGAAAGCAGAUAAUGGUUUUAAGAAGGAGGCAUAUAAUGAGGCUGCUGCGGAGGUGUCUAGGAGGACCGAAAUUACGGUGAACUGACAAAAUGUUCAAAACCGAAUGCGUUAUCACAAGCGUGAGUACAACGAUCUGAAGGACAUGUUGGCCACAAGUGGUUUCGGUUGGGCCAGCGAGCGUAUGGUAGUAACCGCACCUGACGAGGUCCGGGAUGAGUACCUGAAGUCGCAUCCAAGAGCAGAAAGGUUACGUGGAAAGCAGAUUGAGCGAAUGGGCGAUUUAGCGGUGAUUGUUGGUUCGGACCAUGCAACAGGCUGCUACGUUCAAGGAAGCAAAAACAUGGCUGCGUCUUCCUCUCGUAUUCAGCGAGAUUUGAAUGAUGCUUGGGUUGAGCUGGACGAUGAGACGGAUGUACCUAUUGAUCUUUCCGAGGAUCAUCUCAGAGAUUCGACUGGGAAUUAUGAUUUUUCAAAUGAUCCAAUCCAGGCAACAGAAAAUCGUUCAUUCUGCAACACUCCUAACCGAGCGACUGACUCUAAGAGUAGUCGUGGUGGGAGUGCGUCUACGAAACGGAUGCGUACUGCUCGUCCCUGUGACGUCCAUGGCAGUUCCCUGGAUGGUGUGGCGAAGGCAAUGUGAAACUUUAGACUUGGAAAAGAGGUAAACCGCACUAGUAAAGUGCUGGAGGUCCUCGAGGAGGUUCAGGGACUGACCAACACAGAGUUUAUAGAGGUUGGUCGGAGGCUAACUUGGGAUAAGCAGCUAGCAUCCUUUUUCAUAAGUCUUCGCCCGGAGCGGAGGGCCGAUUGGUUGAAAAGAACCUUGUCUGAUAUGAAUGGAGGGAUUGGUGGGGGUUCUUCUUGAUGGAUUAAAAUACGUUUAUUAUGCAUUGAAAUGGGAAUAUCUUUUUAGUGGUUUUGUAAUAACUAUAUACUGAUUUGUGGAGGAACAGUUAUCUUUUUUUGGUGUAUGUUUUUCCGUUUUAAAUGUUGGUUGAAUACUUAUAAACUUUACCAUUUUACUUGCGUUUACAUAUUUAUAAUGUUGAUUAAAUGUCAUUUUAUCAAUCUAUCAUCUUUACAUGCUUUUGUUAUAUGAAUAUUAUAACAUGCAUUUUCUCCUAUCCUCGUCAUAUUUAUGUGAAUGCAAAUGGGUAACAGUAAAUACUAUGUUGUAAUCAAUGGACGACGCCUGGGGAUAUAUAUGUCCUGGGAUGAUGCACGACUACAUGUAGAGGGAUUCAGCGGUGCCAGACAUCGAUCAUUUAAAACAUUCCAAGAUGCGACCACAUGGUGGAAUGCAAACUAUACAAGUUCAAGUAGUUGAUUAAUUAAUAGGCGAUGUGCUGACAUACAUUCACCUACAGAUGCUCGAAAUUCUAUCCGAGAAAUUUCGAGAUCCAUGGUGUGCAAGAGUACACAAACAGAUGAUGUCACCCUCAAAGUCGGGGAAGCAGUGGCAGCAUUAGUAGUUGCAAUCAUGGUGUUAUUCUUCAUAUUAUAUAUAAUAAUUAAGUUGUAGUUUUGGAUGGUGCUAAUCUAAUAUGUUGUUUAAAUUUUGGUAGACAAUAGAUAACUAAUCCUCGAACGCUUUGAUAUGGCAUGUAUAACUGCAUCUUAACCACAAAUAUCAUUAUAUGUAGAUUUGAAUGUAAAUUGCAAUAGAAGUGUAUGUAUUCAUCCUUUCUUUUAUCCAUAUCUCUCUUAAUCUCUAUUAGUAUGAAUUUCCUUACAAAUGAAGUCCAGCCUUUUGAACCUAGUUUCCUAAGGGCCAGGUAUGACUACUUGAAACCCGGAUUAGAUUA